CUCCCUUUCCAGGGCCCGGGGCCCGAGGCCGGGGCCCGGCGCCCCGUCAGGCCCCGCCGUCUUCGCCUUCCCGGCCUUCCUGCCGUCCCGGCCAUGUCGCAGAGGUCAGUGACAUUCAGAGAUGUGGCCAUAGACUUCUCCCAGGAGGAGUGGAAAUGGCUUCAACCUGCCCAGAGAGAUCUGUACAGAUGUGUGAUGUUGGAGAACUAUGGCCAUCUGGUUUCGCUGGCAGGUCUUUCCAUUUCUAAGCCAGAUUUGGUUUCCCUAUUGGAGCAAGGGAAAGAGCCGUGGCUGGGGAAAGGAGAUAUAAGAAGAAAUCUUUUUUCAGCUUCACCUUCUCAGGAUUCUCUUGUUAUUCAAGAAAGUGCCAUCGAGGACAAGAAGGGCAUGGAAGCUGAAUGGCUAAGUGCCCGGUCCCAGACACUGGUGACCUUCAGGGAUGUGCUUGUGGACUUCACCGAGGAGGAGUGGAAGCUGCUGGACACAGUUCAGCAGAUGAUAUACAAGGAUGUGAUGCUGGAAAACUAUAAGAACCUGCUUUCCUUGGGGCAUCCACUUCCUAAGCCAGACGUGAUCCUUCGGCUGGAGAAAGGGGAAGAGCCCUGGCUGGUGGAGAGAGGGUUUCGUUACAAGGCUCAUUCAGAUUCUGAGACUGAAGUUGAAAUUAAAUCAUCAGUUUCCAGUAGGAACAUUUCUAAAGAUGAGCAAUGCUGUGACAUUAAGAUGGAAGGAACAUCAGGGGAUGAUCUCUGGUAUUUAUCAUUAGAAGAAGUCUGGAAAAGUGAAGACCAGGUGGACAAAUAUCAGCAAAACCAAGAGAGACAUUUGAGGCAGGUGGCAUUCACCCAGAAGAAAUUACUUUCUCAGGAAAGAGUAUGUGAAAGUGGUAAAUAUGGAGGAAACUGUCUUCUUCCUGCUCAGCUAGUACUGAGGGAGUAUUUCCAUAGACGUGACUCAAAUCCUAAAAGUUUAAAACGUGAUUCAGUUUGUAGUGGUCAUCAGGAAAGCCCUGCAGGUCACAGUGAUGAAUGUGGUCAAACCUUCUGUCAAAACAUUCAUCUUAUUCAGUUUGCAAGAACUCACACAGGAGAGAAAGCUUACGAAUGUGCUGAUAAGGAUAAUUCUCUGAACCAUGGUACAUCUCUUGGUAUAACGAAGGUCAUACAUAGAGAGAAACCCUAUGAAUGUAAGGAAUGUGGGAAAUGCUUCAGCUGGCGCUCUAAUCUUACCAGGCACCAGCUUAUUCAUACUGGAGAGAAACCCUAUGAAUGUAAAGAAUGUGGGAAGUCUUUCAGCCGCAGCUCUCACCUCAUUGGACAUCAAAAGACUCAUACUGGUGAGGAACCUUAUGAAUGUAAAGAAUGUGGAAAAUCCUUUAGCUGGUUGUCUCACCUUGUUACCCACCAGAGAACUCACACUGGAGACAAACUAUACACCUGUAACCAGUGUGGGAAAUCUUUUGUUCAUAGCUCUAGGCUUAUUAGGCACCAGAGAACUCAUACUGGAGAGAAACCCUAUGAAUGUCCUGAAUGUGGCAAAUCUUUCAGACAGAGCACACAUCUCAUUCUGCAUCAGAGAACUCAUGUGAGAGUGAGGCCCUACGAAUGUAAUGAAUGUGGGAAGUCUUACAGCCAGAGAUCUCACCUUGUUGUGCAUCAUAGAAUUCACACUGGACUAAAACCUUUCGAGUGUAAAGAUUGUGGGAAAUGCUUUAGUCGAAGCUCUCACCUUUUCUCACACCAGAGGAUCCACACUGGAGAGAAACCAUAUGAAUGCCACGAUUGUGGGAAAUCCUUCAGCCAGAGUUCUGCCCUUAUUGUACAUCAGAGAAUUCAUACUGGAGAAAAACCAUACGAAUGUUGUCAGUGUGGGAAAGCCUUCAUCCGGAAGAAUGACCUCAUUAAGCAUCAGAGAAUUCAUGUUGGAGAAGAGACCUAUAAAUGUAAUCAGUGUGGCAUUAUCUUCAGCCAGAAUUCUCCAUUUAUAGUACAUCAAAUAUCUCAUACUGGAGAGCGGUUCUUAACAUGUAAUCAGUGUGGAACAGCACUUGUUAACAGCUCUAACAUUAUUAGAUAUCGGAGAAAUCAUAUUAGAGAAAAUACUAACAUCAUGAAUAUAGAAAACUCAUAAGGAGUAAUCACUUCAUUUUGUGUUGCUGAUCUUAUGAAGUGAGGCUGUACAAAGGGGAUCCAUGUGGAAAUGCUUUGAAAUUUGUCACUACCCUAUUGCACACCAGAGUUGGUCUUGGAGAGGGGAACUAUACAGAUAUUUCAGUACAAAAAUAUAUCAGAUUUUCUUUCCAUAAAUUCCUAAUAAAGUAAUUGGGAUGGGAUUGUUCUCGACUAAACUUUAAGUUCUACAACCUGAGAAGGAACCAGUAAGUAGGUGAAAUAUUGAAAUACAACACACUGCAUUAUCUUAUUCAAUAAGGUAAAUGAAAAAAUAUGCUACUGAAGAGAGUGUUACUGAGAAUUAAUAAAUUAAUGACUGUUACUGCACUAAGAAAAGGAAAAGUAGUAAUCCAGUGAAUUAGUAUGACAUUGUUUACUGGAUUGUGGCCCUCUUCCUGGGAUACUUAGUGCUUAGUAUGUUUUAUGUGUCUUGUAUAAACUACAUUUUGAUUAGAAACAUGGGAAAUGCUUAUAAUGUAACUUAAACAUUUUGGGGAGUGGACAUUUGGCAUAGCAGUUAAAACUCCAAUUGGGCUACCCACAUCCUAUAUCAAAGUGCCUGGCUUUUCUCCCGGUUCCAGCUUCGUAUUGGUGCAUACCCUGAGAAGCUGGGGUGAUGGUUCAAGUAGUUGGGUCCCUGCCAUUCAUGUGGGAGAUCUGGAUUGAGUUCCUGACUCCAGAGGAUUGAACCAACACAUGGAAUCUCUUCCCACCUCUCAAAUAUAUUUGCAUGUGAGCAAGAAUUCAAAGUAUAGAGAAUUGAGUUUUAGCUGAUGAGAUUACAAAUUUUAUAGUCUAGUGUUGAUGUAGUUAUUUUAAGACAUUUUCAAAUACUCAGAAAGGUUAUCUAGUAUUGUCUAUGCUAUUAAGGACUCUUGAGGACCACCUGCUGGCAAACUUUCCUUUUCUAAGUUGUCUGGGGUCACAGAGUUCCAGUCUUUGAGACCUGGUGUGAAAGGAUCUUGAAGCAUAGAGGGGUAUUCAGCAUGUGGAUGGAUCAGGGAGAGUCUCAAUUUGAGUGGGAUUUGGUGCUUGAGAGUAUCUGUCCAAAGACAUCCUUUCUCUCAAGGAAUUCUUAUAUUUAUGAAGGAAACAUGGGCUGAGAGCAUAGACCUGAGUUGGAAUACUCAAGUUUAAAUCCCACCUCUGUACCCGACUAGAUGAGCCAUUUUGGGCAUGCUGCUUAGUUUACUUGUGCCUCACUGAAACUUUCCAUAAAUUAGACAAUAAUUAUACUUACUCAUAUGAUUGUGGUGGGAGUAAUAAAUGACUAGAGCUCAGAUUAGUACCUGAUACAUAGAAUGACAUUAUCAUUAGUAGCUGCACUGGUGGUUAUUGCCCCAGUCCAGUGUCUGUCAUUUAAUUUAAACUUGCUUGCAUACUUUUGUGUCCUUUUUUUAUGCUUUCUCACUUCCAAUCGUACAUGGUUUUCCCUUUUGCCUAAAUCAUAAUUUGACAAAUAGUGAUGUCUGAUUUCAUUUUUGAGGAACAGUAAACAACUUUGAAUACUGUCAGUAAAAUUGACCUGUUUGUAUGAGGUUUUUCCAUUCUAGGUAGAGGAUCCUGAUCUUCAGGAAGAGGAUCUGUUGUAACUUUCUUUAAUUCAAUGAAUGAAUCCCAUGUGUAGGGACUGAGCAUGAUUUGCCAUUUUUCUAGCGUAUGUACUAUAUGUUCAGUAGAUGUUGAAUGAUAAAUGAAUAGUGUUACUGCUUCCUGGAAAGAAAUCUUGAUAGAUCACCCAGGAAAAAUCUAGAAAUGGUGGCUGGGAUCAUGAGCUAUAAGGUUGUGAUGAGGCCAUCUAACUCAUACUCUUAGUAGUAUGGUUGAGAUACAGUGAAUAGGGUUGUCAAAUUUUCAGUGAAGUGAGAUCCAGCACUAGAUCCUAGGUUCCUCAUUUCCUACUCUCAAUACUUAAAUACUCAAAGUGUAUAACAUGUUCUGCAAUUUUCAUUAUAACCAGUGGUUCAUUCUAAGAGUAUCCUCAUAAGAAGGUAUCAAAAUUUCUGAUAACUUAUGGCUCAUUUUCCCCAACUGUAUGACAGGGAUACAACUAAUAGCUAUUUCAGAGGGUUAUUGUGUAGAUUAAGUGAAAUAAUUUGGAUAAAGCACUUUAAAAAGUGCCUGGUUCAGAGUAGGUGCUAUGUGUGUGAGAUACUAAUAUUGUUAAGACCCUAUGUGGGGGGGGGGGGGCAGUGCUGCAGUGCAGCAGGUUAAGCCACUGUCUGUGACACUGAUAUCCCAUAUUGGCACCAGUUUGAUUCCCAACUGCUCUGCUUCUGAUCCAGCUCCCUGCUAAUGAAUUUGGGAAACAGUGGAAGAUGGCCCAAGCACUUGUGGGAGACCCAGAAGAAGCUCUUGGCUUAUGGCUUUGGUCUGGCCCAGCUCCAGCCAUUGCAGCCAUUUGGGGAGUGGACCAGCGGGAUGGAAGAUCAAUCUUUCUCUAUCUCUCUUCUCUCCUCCCUUCUCUUAUCUGUAACUCUGCCUUUCAAAUAAGAUAAAAGAUUUUUUAAAAGGACUCUAAAGGUUCCUAACCUGUAAUGUGGACAGAGAUACAUGUGGGUUAUCAUGGAACUUUUGCUUGUAAGUGCAUUUCCCCCCAAAAUGUAAUGAUUUAUGGCAUAUCCGUUUAGUGAUAUUUUGCAGACAUUAAAAUUGCAUUUGAUAGCAUAAGUUUGAUUACAUAUGAAAAAUGGUGGUGUCAAGUGUUGUGAAGAAAGCAUAGUAUAAUUGUCAAUAUGGAGUAAGCUCAAAUACGUAGACUUAAAUCCAUUGUGGGGGAAAAAGUUCAAAACUAAGUAUACACAAUUAUCUGACAAAGACUUGUAUCCAGAAUAUAUAGAACCCUUACUAAGGAGACAUACCGAUUUUUUUUUUUAAGUCUAGUGGAUUUUAAAAGAUGCUUGGCACACAAGAAAUUCCUCCAAGUGGCCAUUAAACACGCAAAAAGAUGUUCAACGUCAUUAGGGAAAUGCAAACUAAGCCCCAGUAGCAUGGCUAAGAGAAACUUACAGAAUGCUAAGUGUUCAGGUUGGAAAAACUAGAAUGUACACAUUGCUGGUGAGAUUGUAUAUGUUGGAAACCAGACUGGCAGAUCCUCAAAAUAUUAAAUAUACAGUUACCAUAGGAUCCUUUAACUCCAGUAAGUUAUAUGCCCAAGGGAAAUGGAACCAUAUUCAUGGGAAACCCGUACAAGAGGGGUGGACGUUGUGCGACAUCUGGUUAAGCUAUGGCUCGGGAUGCCUGCAUUCCAUAUGACAGUGCCUGUGCUCAGGUCCCACCUUCUGAUCCAGCUUCCUGCUUACCCACCUGGGUGGGGGGGAGGCAGAUGAUGACCCAAGUUCUUGGGCUCCUGCCACCCACAUGGGAGACCCAGAUGGGAUUCCUGGCUCCUAGUGGCAGCCUGGCCCAGCCCUGGCUCUUGUGGGUGUUUGGGGAGUGAACCAAGCAAAGGAAAAUCUCACUUCUGUUCUGCCUUUCAAGUGUGAAAAACAACAAAAGUGCAUAAAUGUUCAACAUUAUUCAUAGCCUGAAUGCACAGAGAUGUGUUUGAUAAUUUAUGAGAUAUGAAUGGCUAGUCAGAUUGUGGUAUAGUGCUACAAUGGGCGUCCUACUCAGCAAUAAAUUACAGCAAACUAUUGAUGUAAGCAACAAACAGGAUGGGCACAUCUUGAAGAGGAAGAAGUCAGACAAAAGAGUACGAUCUGUGUUCCAGUCAUAAGACUAAAAAGUUGGUUAUGUGGUAGGUAAACCAGUGGUUGAGACUGGGGAUGGGAGAGCUGUUGGCUGCAGAGACCAUAAGGGAACCAUUGGAAAUGAUCCACAUAUUGGUUCUGGUGGUGUUUACCUCACUUAAUUUGUCAUACUCACUGUGAGUAGAUCCAGUUUUAUGUAAAUUUUCUCUCAA
Molecule: messenger RNA, 6075 nt
Organism: Lepus europaeus (European hare)
Lineage: Eukaryota; Metazoa; Chordata; Mammalia; Lagomorpha; Leporidae
Gene: ZNF10
Product: zinc finger protein 10
Exons: 7
Coding region: 94-2130 (678 amino acids)
Biological process (GO): negative regulation of transcription by RNA polymerase II
Molecular function (GO): DNA-binding transcription repressor activity, RNA polymerase II-specific; RNA polymerase II cis-regulatory region sequence-specific DNA binding
Source: RefSeq, a predicted model, not a curated record